CUGUAUAUAAACAGCCAGUCAGCCUUCUCCUGCAUCAUCACUUCAACUGAACACCAAACGAAGACAACCUGAGUAAAACAAAAUCUGUGAUUCUUCUGACAGAAGUCCUUUAAGAUCCUCAUCUUCACCAUGAAGCUUCUAGUAGUUUUGUCUCUGCUACUCUGUGUGGCUCUCUCAGUCAGAGCUGCCGCAGUUCCUGUCGAGGAAGAGAAAAAGGCUCCUGUUCCAGUGGAGGAUAUGGUGCUGAAAGAGAAGCUGGAGGAGCCUGUCGAGGUGGAGGAAGUGAAGAAGAUGGAGGUGGAGAAUCAGAUGGAGCUGGAGACGUUCCCAGAGGAGAGAGACACAGUCCUCGAGAUGGACUUGGCAGAGCAUGAUCCACAAGAGGAACGCUUUGGCUACUGUCCUGACGGCUGGAUCCGGUACCAGUCUCGUUGCUUUCUCUUCGUCAACUCCGCCAUGAACUGGUACAGAGCAGAGGAUUACUGUAACCAGCACCAUGGAAGCCUGGUUUCUGUCCACAACCCCCGGGAACACAGCUUCCUCCAGCAGCAAAUGUCUGUGGCUGGAUGGCCCAACACAUGGCUGGGAGGUUUCAACCUGCAGAAUCAGUGGAGGUGGAUCGACCAUGAAGGGCUCUACUACACCAACUGGUACAGCCUUAGCUCUGUCACCAGCUCCCCCUGCAUGUACAUGGGCAAUACUUUGGGCUGGCGCAACAUUGCCUGCUCCUCCUCCUUGAGGUUCAUCUGUGGCAGAAACUUCAACAACUGUUAAGAGUGCAAAUUGAGUAGAAGAUGAAGCUUUGACCUGCUGUCGUUGACUGGAUUCAUGCUUUAUUUUAGCUGCCUUGUAAACUGGCUGUAAUGUACUGUGUCUAUUUCUCGGUGAGGAAAUUGCCCUGAAAGGUAAAAGUGAUG
This is a messenger RNA of Osmerus eperlanus (European smelt), 917 nucleotides long. Its product is annotated as C-type lectin 16-like. The coding region runs from base 130 to 774 and encodes 214 amino acids. Lineage: Eukaryota; Metazoa; Chordata; Actinopteri; Osmeriformes; Osmeridae. The transcript has 9 exons. The record is from RefSeq and is a predicted model, not a curated record.